AUGAGCUCGGCUGACCUCUCACCCAUGUCAUUCCGCUUUGAUGUCACUGAUGACACUUCAAACCAACGGAAUGUAAGGGAAAAUCCACAAAUAUCUAUGCCAAAAAUUCUAAAAUCAUUUGACCUAUCUUCUUGGAACCAUUUUUUCCCCCCUUCACCAUCACGCGACAACACUAGAUUUAAUAGGUCACAUCCCAAUCACACCAAUGAAGUUUCAUCACGAGCGGAUGCAGAAGUAGGUUUCGAACAAAUUCUUCAAAAUAAAUCUCCCAAGCAUUGCUUUUCUGGCGCUAAAAAUAGGGUACCAGUUACUUAUGGUCGAAUUGGUGAUACUGGUAUAACAAAUUUGGAUCCUCGAUCAUGGAAUAUGUCGACUACGAGAGAUGCAAAAUUGAGGACGCCAAAAGGGCUGAAAUGGCCACUUUUUUUGGCGUCCAGGGCAGAGAAAUCGCAUAAAAAUUACGUAGAUUUUGAUGUAUUCGCCAGCUCCCCUGUGUCUGCUGCUAGGAUUGAUAUGCUGUUUGAUGAGAAUCUCACAGAUUCUGACCUCAAAACUUCAAUUGAUGGCAAGGAUUCAGACUCUGAGGAGCACCUAUCUGUUAUAAAACAAAAUGUUUUGUCACUACGUGAGGAUUUCAAUAUAUUACUACACGAGUUAUUGGGUAGAAAUAGGUCAAGCAAAGGGGAUAAAUGCAUUGCAAAUGAUAACAACGAUUUAGGUUACUCAUUUGGAAAUGAUCCUAUUUUUGACGUUUCCAGUAACUCAUCUCGAUCUCAUCAACCCCAACGCCAUAGCCACUCUAAUUCACAUCAAAAUGAGUUAAUUAAUGGACAAUAUGACCAACAACAGCAGUAUGAAAAUCAUACAAGAAUGAGUCCAUAUCCAAAAUAUGGGUCAAUUAACAAUGAAGAAGGGUUUAGAGCCUCGGAAAUAUCCACCAGAUUAACACCAACUAGGAGUAAUAUUGUCGAAAGUACAUUAUCCCCUAUUCUCCCUUCCAGUUCACCUAGUAAACAAGUGUCAAUAGAGUCGACCUCAUCCAAAGGAAGGAGAAAGAAGGGUAGGGGGGCUUCCACACCUUUUAGACAUAUUCUUAGUGAUGGUACCCCUUUGGCACAAUCUUACCAGGAUAUGAACAAAGUUGAUACGCCUAAAGAUUUGUUUAAAUCAAAUUCACCCCGAAGCCCAACUGGAAUACAAUUUCAGCACCAUUCCAACAACUCUGAUCAUGAAGGAUUAUCCGUAGGUUCUUAUAGGCUACCUAGAUUUGGGGCUAUAUCCCCUGAAGAGCCUAUGGACCCUGAAAUUGAACAAAAUGAUGUGAUACAUGUUGAAUCCCCAAUAACAGACGAUGAAUCAGAGCCGCAGAUUGAAAUUAAUUCGCCUACAACUUUAUCCCAUCAAAUUAGUCAAAGUAUUGAUAUGUCUAAAACCCCAAAUAAUUCGAACGCUUCUGAUGUAACAUUUCAUAAUUCACCUUUAAGCCGUUCUAAUGACACUAUUAUUGAGAAUGACAUUGAAAUUAUCGCGGAAAAGACGCUAGAAAUGGCAACAGAUAUGCAAGGCAACGAAGGAAUCGAUAAUGAGCUACCGUCCUAUUUGGACGUCAGCAAUUCGAAUGUUGACAAUAACAAUUUGGAUGAGUUGUAUGAUAAAAUGGAUCAGAUAGUGGAACAAGAUGUAGAUGCCAUGUUAGGAAAUCCAUUAAAUAUUUCACACAGAACUUCGCCAAUUUCCAAUAGAAAUUCCCCUGUCACUUUAUACACUUCACCUACUCGACAAUCAAAGACGCCAGACAGGGCCGUUGCCAUCAUAUCUCCUUCUAGGCCCACCGUAUUUCUGGAUAGUGCUGGUAGAUCUCCGGCCAAAUUUGGGUUAUCCCCAGGCAAAAUGGUAGGGUCACCAAAUCUAUCAACAGAUACAUCUCCAUCAUAUGGACAACGUAAAACACGUUUGAGAUCAGUAAAUACACAGACGCCGUCUAGAAGUGUAUCUCGCACUCCUACUAGGGCUGCAAGUGUACAGACAGAACUAGCUACGCCCAAGAGCUUAAAGUCAAAAUCUACGAAACGGAAGAUUAAUUACUGGACGGAAGCCUUUAAUUCUUCAUACAAGGUUCCCGGUGCACAUGAUACAAACGAUGGGAAAGGUCCUUCUUCUAUUGAUUGGGAUGCUGAGGCAGAGAGCUUGAAACGCAACAGCCGCUAUCCACAAAGACUACGAAUCCCUAGACUACAGCAUUGGAAUGCAGACCCUGCUGAGCCUAUAGACAUGACCGUCCAAAAUGUGAUUAAAUACAGUUUAAACUAUAUGCCUUCGCAUAAGAAACAAGUUAGGGUGUCUCAGGGUCCAAAAUUUCCCCGUGGAAAAGCUUCGCUAUACACAUACACUCAGAUUAGGAAAAGGGGCAGGCCUAGGAAGUAUCCGAUUGGACAAUCGACUGUUACACUGAGGCAAACUACGUUUCCCCUGCAGAAAAUUCAUGGCGACAAAAGUUACAUAAAACCAGGAUACGUUGCCUUGCUUACUGCUAGCGGGAAAAAGAUAUGCUACAAGGCGGUGUACAAAAAUACAGACGACGCUCCCGAUGAUAUUGACGGAGUUAGUGUCUAUCCAAUUGUUAUGACCUCCGUAUGCCGUACUUCACUACUAGUCUUCCCCAAUUGCGGGCACAUCAACUUCGGGGAAUCAAGCGAGAUAUUCUUGUGUGGCUACGUAUCUAAGGGGACAAACAUCCAAAUACAAUCGUUGUACGAGGGAAAACGCACUGAUUUAGACCUAAAAGCUAGUGACACUUUUUGCAUUCCUCCCAACACAUCUUGUCACAUAUACAACAAAGAUACAAGCGAAGGGGCCCAGAUAAUUCUGAUCUUCAUAAACGUAGCCUAG
This is a messenger RNA of Babesia microti strain RI, 2889 nucleotides long. RefSeq names its product conserved Plasmodium protein, unknown function. Lineage: Eukaryota; Apicomplexa; Aconoidasida; Piroplasmida; Babesiidae. The transcript is spliced from 3 exons. The record is from RefSeq and is a predicted model, not a curated record. The coding region runs from base 1 to 2889 and encodes 962 amino acids.